This is a messenger RNA of Penicillium manginii, 612 nucleotides long. RefSeq lists its product as uncharacterized. The record is from RefSeq and is a predicted model, not a curated record. The coding region runs from base 1 to 612 and encodes 203 amino acids. The transcript has 2 exons. Lineage: Eukaryota; Fungi; Ascomycota; Eurotiomycetes; Eurotiales; Aspergillaceae.
AUGUUUUUUGCGUGGAGGCGUGAAGCCGGCAAAAAGGGUCGUGUGCGAAGGCCCAAACGAUACCCUCUCUCUGAUAAAUUCCAAUCGAGUAUUGAUAAGGAAAUCUUCCACCUCGAUUGGUCCCUGAAGCCAGGAUGGAGUUGCGAAAAGAAAUGGGGCGUUUUCCAUUCGACCUUACUUUUUAGCAAAGGAGACGAAGAGUGGACUCGAGAAUCCUUGGCCAGAAAGCGGGAUGAUGAGCUUCGGCAAAGGCAAAUGCAAAGUAGCAAGGAUACUUUUCGCGCAUUCACAAAACCUUACCCUAGUGAGGAUGAUGAGCUUCGGCAAAGGCAAAUGCAAAGUAGUAAGGAUACUUUUAGCGCAUUCACAAAACCUUACCCUGGUGAGGAUGAUGAGCUUCGGCAAAGGCGAAUGCAAAGUAGCAAUGAUACUUUUCGCGCAUUCACAAAACCUUACCCUAGUGAGGAUGAUGAGCUUCGGCGAAGGCAAAUGCAAAGUAGUAAGGAUACUUUUAGCGCAUUCACAAAACCUUACCCUGGUGAGGAUGAUGAGCUUCGGCAAAGGCGAAUGCAAAGUAGCAAGGAUACUUUUAGCGCAUUCACAAAACCUUGA